Molecule: messenger RNA, 6920 nt
Organism: Plodia interpunctella (Indianmeal moth)
Lineage: Eukaryota; Metazoa; Arthropoda; Insecta; Lepidoptera; Pyralidae
Gene: PTP-ER
Product: Protein tyrosine phosphatase-ERK/Enhancer of Ras1
Exons: 4
Coding region: 251-4999 (1582 amino acids)
Biological process (GO): peptidyl-tyrosine dephosphorylation; signal transduction
Cellular component (GO): plasma membrane; cell junction; cytosol
Molecular function (GO): protein tyrosine phosphatase activity; protein kinase binding
Source: RefSeq, a predicted model, not a curated record
CUUUUGUUGUCUUGAAAGAAAAAUGGCCGCCCAUCGUAACGUCAAAACUUGUAAGGUGACUGCUUUCGGAGAAAACGCUAGAUAAUUCAUCGAAAACGAAAUAAAUAGUGUACCAGUGGUGUCUGAGAAGUGAUACAUAGCUUGUGUUUGUGGUGUGUAUAGUGAAUCGUCUACAUCUCUUCAAUGGUGGAAACUGUAAGCUUAGGUGUUUCUUCGGAAGUAUAUAAAUGCACAAUGUGAUUCGGGGGGCAUGUGGGCAGUGGCGGGGUUGGUGUGCGGCGCACUGGCGGCGCUGCUCGUGCUGCUGGCGCUGGCGCGCUGCCGCCGCCGCAAGCGCGCCCGCGACCCAUCGCACCAGGUGCACAUAGUACGGUUCGCACACGCGCCCGCGCCGCGGCGCGUGGCGGUCGUGCCGCGCCCGCCGCCGCCCCCGCCCCCCCUCCGCGCCGCCCUCACCCGAGCCCCCGCAGACCCCGACCCACAGGAGCUACCCCAAAUCCUUAUAGUCCAAAACACUCUUCCACCCUCAGACGGUGAUUCCAACCCUGAACCUACUCCGAACCCAGGUCCUUCAGAGUUCCGUGGAAUACCGAAGCUGCCGUUCCCGGAGUGGCUGCCUCGAAGGCCUUUAGACUGCAAAUACUCUGCGACUAUACCGCGGCCUCUAGCGCAAAUAGUUGACACCGAAUUAGGAACAGAAUUGAAUAGGGAAACGCGCGCAAAGAAAUUCAGCGCGACGCGAUCUCCCUCGCUGGAGAAAGACGAGAAAAGCCCGUUCUUGGGCAGCGCCAAAUCGGUGGACAGAAGUGAAGUGUUUGGGUUCGACGAGGAAGUAGUCAAAAAGCUGGAGGGCGAUAAAGAAAUGACGUCGGCGAGCGAGACGGAGCGAGGGCAGGAGUCGCCGAGCAACUUGAGAAGGUUUAGAUCCGUUAGCACGAGAUUAAAUAUGUGUAGUGUGUCUGAAAGUCCUAAUCUGGAAGGGCACCAAGAGAGGCUAGAGAUGCAAAAUUCUCCGCGAAUAGUCGAAUGCGGUUCUGCUAAAGAGAAAUCUUCAGCGCCGAAAUUCGACUUCUCGCCAAAAAUACUGGCCGAUUGCAUGAGUAGCCCUAGAUUUUUCACUCCGCCCGAAAUGGUCUCGCCGGCGUUUUUCUCUGAACCGUCGCCAAAGUCUGUUUAUUACGACACUGUCAGAUCGCCGAAAUUCUUCCCAGAAACGCCUAAGGAAUGUUCAGAAGUCCCUCAAUCGCCUCGGACGUUGGGAGACCACUUGAAUCGAAAUGGACUAUCGGAUAAACCCAGUUCCCCAAGGAUAUUAGGCGCAAAAGCCAGCCCGAAAGUUCAUAGUUGUAACAAAGAAAAUUAUUUCACUUUCGACCAAGUUAAUCUUGAAGAAAACGCGUGCAGAGUUUCGCCACGACCGAAGAAAUAUGGCGGUAGGAAUUCCAUUGAAAGAGAAAGAUUCACCCCGCCGGCCGAUAAGGAAGCUAAGAAAUAUAGACGGCACAAUAGUUGCGAUACGAAUUACAAAAAUAUCGAGUUGAACAUUACGAAAUGCGAUGAUAAUAAAGAUAGCGAUACUAAAGCUGAAGUAAUCGAGACUGACGUAGUUGAUUGUUGCGCGAAACUCGAGAGUUUACAUGUAGAUGUUAGUGAAGAGAAAGGAGAUAUGACUCCAAGUCAUCCAAGCUCAGCUCACGCUAGAAGGCAGCGAUUGAAAUCGAUAUCAUUAGACUCGGAUAAUGCGAAGAUUAUCGAACAAAAUCUGGGUCUACCUAUAGCGAAACAAAUAAAAGAUCAGAUGAACGAAGCAUACAAAAACCAGGAUGUUAGCACGUCGUGCGAUAGUUUAGAACGGCAUCCUAAAACACCUGUAUCUGAUCGUCCAGCAUUCGAAUUCGAAGACGAACAGAAAGAUAAAGAAGAUGAGCCGAAAACGCCAGAUGUGUUGCAAAAGAAAUGUCUAAGGCAAAGUUCGGACACACAAUCAUUCUUAGACAUGCCUAGAUUUUCCCCGAAAGAGUUUGAAAUCACUGUGACCACAGAAGAGGGCGCCACAACGGCUGCCGAAAUGCAAACGAAACGAAAAGGGAAGAACCUUAGAAACUUAACGAUAGAUUUGACGAAGCGCGACAGCGACCUUGAAAAAGAACUGUUGGAAUUUGAGAAAUUGUACACUGAUGCUGAGGAGAAAAAGGUCAAAACUCCCACUUUGAAAGUCAAAGCUACGUCUUUAGAUUCAUCAGAAACUGUCAAUCUGUCGUUGCCGCAGAAGAAGACUCUGGAAGUGCCGCAGAAUUCCGUAUCAGUACCCAACACGCCUAAACGUCAGCUGAAGAGAAUUUUGGCACAAAAGACUAUGAAGCACGAUUUUAGCGGUGGUAAGAUCGGGUACAACUCCAUAUUAUCGAAUGCGGAACAGCGUAGAUUGUACAUGAAAGGGCAAGACAGCGGUAUAUUCCUUCGGGAAAACCACGCGAGCUUGAUGCUGUACCAACCUGGGACUUCCCGAAUGGGCUCCAGAACUAUGGGGUCUUUCGACGAAAACAUGACAGAUUUUACUGAACGACCCGAAAUUAACAUAUCUGGUGCGGAUAAUAGAUACGAAACCGGACAAACUUUAGGCUCAAACUUGUUGAACUACAAACAGAGUCUGAGUGUGUCGAGUACUAAUCUAAAAACAUUACCUGAAGGCGUACCAUCAGACGAUUUUGAGCCAAGCGCGGAAGAUGAGAAGUUGAGCAAAAAAUUGCACAGAAGAAAUUCUAAUCAAAGUCUAAUGCUUAGUACGCAUAGUCUGCAAAGUUCGAACUGUUCUUUGAGCAGCGCAGGCGCGUCCUGCCACAACUUAUCCACGGUACGCACAAGCAUAUCCAACUUCAGCCUAAAUUCUGACAACAGACAAAAGAAGUUGUCUUUAGAAAGACGAGAUUCACAUACCUCACUGAUCAACACCGACCACUUGACGCCGACAACUCGUGUUAUUUGCACUUCAAACGCGAGCCUAGGCGAGGUUUCGAAGAACUGUUUGCUCCAAAGACGCGGUUCUAACAAUAGUUUGACUUUAAACAUUCAUUCGUCUAAUUUAAGCCGACAUUCGAGUAACAGUUCAUUGAAUAAAGACGCGAAACCUUUGAAAAAAGGGUUGCUUGAAAGACGAAGUUCUAAUACUUCUCUAACUUUAAACAUUAACAAUUCAAAUCCACAAUUGUCUGUCAAUAGAGGAUUGAGCAUAUCCAAUUACAACUUAAACGGUUCCACGUGUAAUUUAAGUCGAUACAACAGCAAUCACAGCAUCGAUAACCCUCCAGGGGAACAAAAGAAAGGUAUUUUGGAGAGGCGUAGCUCAAAUACUUCCUUAACUUUAAACAUACAACCGCGAGAAGAGCCUAGGGAUUUAGAAAUCGAUGAGAGUGUGCUCAAAUCGAAUUUGACAGACCUCCCUCACAGGGACAAGCAUAGGAAAUCAUUGAGUACAGAGAACUUGAUACCGAAAUCGUACAAAAACAGACUUAGAAUGUCAUCGGAAAAAGUUGGUUUCGGUUCGCACGACAACCUCUGGUCGUCUUCGUUCCCAACAGAGCAGGAAUAUCCUCAAAAUUUGACGUAUGUUUGCGGAGAUCAGGAAAACGAAAUCAUAUACGCUUUCGGGCGUCAAGAUGAGGGUAGUUAUCAACAGGGUUUCGUACGAAACAUAACAACAAAGCCGUUAAGCCCACAGAGCACAUCGGAAGACUUUAGACUCUACUUAGCCAACAUGCAACACUUGCAAAACGCGUCAAGCGUGUUAUCUCGUCAACAAUUGCGCGAUUUGAACAACGUUUUCCAAAAUGGUUACUCCAAAGUCAAAUGUCACAGUUCUAAUGAAGGACAACAUUGCUGCUCAGGUCGUGUUGAAGAUCUGUCUUCGGAUAAUCCACAAAUUGUAAUACCGGAUCCGGUGUUAAGCCAACCAUGUUCGGAAUACCAGAAAAUGUUGCUGCGCAACUUGCAUCAAGAGUUUUGGGAUAUGCCGACGAAUUUCCAGGAGAAACCUAUAGUGUCCGGGUCGCAUCCCAAAAACAGAUAUAAGGCUAUAUUGCCAAAUGAACACUCGAGGUUUAUCCUCAGUGACGGCGCCGGUGAGGGAUACAUCAAUGCCAAUUUUAUUAAGGGGCAUGAGUACUCGAAGAACAGCUACAUUGCGACUCAGGGACCACUACAGAACACCAUAUACGAUUUCUGGUUGAUGGUGUACCAGAAUUCGACAUCGUGUCCGGUAGAGGGCGCUGCCCCCGCUCCCGUGCAAAAAGUCGUCAUGUUAACCAAUUUCAUAGAGAAUAACCGGCAAAAAUGCGAAAAAUACUUCCCAAUGGAGCUAAAUGAGGGAAUCGAAUUCGCAAAUCCUGACGAGAUUGAUGUCACCGAAGAAGACAGAAGCAAAUUCUUUAUAACCAACACUGGUAUGAUCAAAAAGCCCGGAUAUACAAUAAGAAAAUUGGAUGUGAAAUAUCAAAAAUUAAAAUCAAUAACUGUGUACCACUAUUGGUUCCACAAUUGGGCCGAUCACAAAUGCCCCAAAGACGUUAACGCGCUGCUAAAUUUAAGCUUGGACGUUUUAAAAGAUACAAAAUUCAACUUUGGUGAGUCGAGUGAAGUGUGUGACGAACAGUGCAAAUGUGAUAGUCCGAAACAGGACUCUAAAUUUGUGUUUCCACCGCUCGAAACUCAAGUUUUACCUUGUGAAGUGAACGUUAAUGUGUCUACACCAUUGGACUUUUCCGUAGAACAGUUGUCUCCGGCUACGAUCAUACAUUGUUCAGCUGGUAUCGGUCGCACGGGCUGUUUGAUAGCAAUUCUGAACGGUAUAAAGCAACUUACGAACGAACACAAAGUGGAUGUGUUAGGGAUAGUGUGUAAUAUGCGUUUGAAUCGCGGAGGAAUGGUUCAGAAUUCGGAACAGUACGAACUGAUUCAUAAAGUUUUGUGUGUGUUUGAACAAGCGUGUCUCCCAAAGUUAUAGUAGGAUGUAGUCGGCUCUUAGUCUAAUUUUAGUAUAAGAUGUAAUAUAUCAGAUUGCAAUUUUACAGAUAACUAGGACAAUUUUUUAUAUAAAGUGUUACACCUUUAUUAAUAAAAAUAAUAUUCACUGAUUAGGCUAAGAAUAGUUAUUCUUUUUUUUGUCUCGUUCUUUCAAUGUCGAAUUGUAGCGAUGGUGGUCCAGGGGUUAAGACAGUCUGCCUGUUGCCACAAGAGUUUGUAUACCAAUCAAACUCAUUUACAGUAGUUUGCAUUUUCCUAGACCACCACUUGCUGCCGGUGAAGGAAAACAUCGUGAGGAAACCUGCACACUGGUUGACAGUUUAAGUUCACUAGUGUGUAUGCGAUUAGUUAUCAUUUAUCGCGGUGUGUAGUCGUUAAAUAUUUGCAAUUAGCACACUCAUUAAGAAAAAAAUUUGAAUACUGAAUUGACAGAGAUGGGACAGCAAAGAAUGACUAUUUCAAGGCUCAUCUGAGUACUGGAAGUAUUAUAUACUCUGUGCACAAUGUGUGUAAUGUGCAAGUAUAUCAUUUUUAUUAAUAAGGUGCUAUUGUUUUACUGACAUUUUUCGUCUUAUCCCACAAAAUGAAUAUACUUAAAGUUUUAUUUAAAAAAUGUAAAUUAUAAUUUUUAAUCAAUCAUGUGAUGAGAAAAGAACGUACACUCCGUUUUUUCUUACGAGUCCUAUUAUGUAAACAAACUGUUUAAAAUAAAUCUAAUAUCAGUAAUACAUUCUAAAGUAAAAUAUUUAUUAACCACGAAAGUAAUUUCCAAAAAAGUUUUUUUUUUAUUUAUAUUCCUGUGAAUAUCAUAAAAAGACAUGGUGAGAUUGCUUACAUAAUUAGACUUUUAAGAUAAAACGUAGUUUGCUCAUGAAUUUUAUUGAGAAAUCUCAGAAAACUGUGAAUUUUAUUGUAUAAUGGCACAAAUAAGGUCAUAUCUGUUUUUUUUUAUAUAUAUUUAAGCUUUGUGUGUAUUUCAGUUUUAAACAUUUCUGUUGUCGACUAAAGCCUAGGUUAGCACAAGCUUUUGCGAGAACCUAAUCGUAUUGAAAACUUAAAAAUGCAUAUGGAAAAUUAUUAGUUCCAUUUGUGUACGACAGGGGCGCUGUUCGUUUUCCAUAUACAUUUUUCGAUACGAUUAAGUACUCGCAAAAACUCGUGCAAAAACCACAAAUGUUAGCACAAAUCUUGUUAUAAACAGUGAGCCAUCAUUUAAAACAGAAACCCUAAAACAUUUCAUACUUUAAUAUUUUUACUUCAAUAUAUGAGAAAAAGUAUGAAAAAAACCUUGGGUUCCGUUCCGACGCGCAAUGGCGGUGGAAACAACCGGGAAAAUGCUUAGAUGAGAGAGAGAUAUUUAUUUCAAAUAUGGGCGCCACUGUGGCCUCGACAUAUUUCCGAAAAUACUUAUUUUACUGAUGUGUAUUUAAAACCAAUACAUACAACACAAAAUAAUUACAUUCUAACAUUUUACCCAUUUCUAAUCGGUGAUGUUCAAUGCUGGGUUCUAUCGUAAGUUAAUGCAUAGCUCACAAAUAAACUAAGCAAUAUCAACAAUGUUAAGCGGUGUUUUAAGUUGCCGUGCUUUCUCUAUUACAUCAGCUGUGCAACAGAGUGAGCACGAGUUGAUAUCUCUGUUUAAAAUCAUUAAUGUUUUGGCGUUAAAGACUUAAGAGCGAUUUAUUUAAAUACAAAGGUUUCUAUAUAAGAUAUGAUUUUCGUGUAUAUUUUUAUUAGAACAAUUAAUUUAUUGUGUACAAAAAAAUCCCUGUAGUUUAUAGGCAAAUGUGUACAUUUCAAUUGGAUUAUGACAAUUUCAAUUGCAUUAUUUGGUUGAGCGUCAAUUUAAUUUAUGGUUUGUUUUGUCUUAUCAGUUUAUCAAUAUACAAAUUUAUAUUUUA